AUGCCGACUAAAUCGGCGGUCGAGGCCGCCAUAGGCGCCGACGAUGAGCUCGGCGAGGAGCUUCUGGAGAGCCUUCGGGACACGGGUAUGUACAAUUUCGCAUCCGAGUUUGACGUGAUGCAGGAACACAUGGGUACCCCGGACGACGGGCCAGGUCCGUCGGGUCUGGACACGGAACUCGCGUUCAACGACGAGGGUGGUCACGUGCUGGGGGACCUGCCCUCGUCCGCCAUGAAAGCUGCGGGCGAACCCAUCGUGGUGGGGUUAGGGAACGAGAUCGUGGGCAAAGCGGCGGUCACCGCCGCGACCGAGGCGGUGAAUCACGCGCGGCAGCGGAUCGACAUGGUUACAUCCGAGGGCGGUCUGGACGGCGCCGGCGCGGGGGAUCCCUCGUCGCCGCCGCGGGCGUCGGCUCGGGCCUCCGCGGGUGGGGCGGUGACGCCGACGCCCGAGCCCAACUCCGCGGCAAAGCGGCGACGAAUCUCCGCGGGCGCCACGGGCGGCAGCACGCCGGGUCCCAGCGCCGCGGGGCUGAGCACUGCGGAGAAGGAGAAGGGGGGCAAGGGCCUCAGGCACUUCUCCAUGAAGGUUUGCGAGAAGGUUGAGAGCAAGGGGACCACCACCUACAACGAAGUCGCCGACGAGCUCGUCGCCGAGUUCUCCAAGCCCGACGAUCCGAAGUUCUGCGCGGACCAGGCGUACGAUGAGAAGAACAUCCGCAGGCGCGUUUACGACGCUCUCAACGUCUUGAUGGCGAUGGACAUAAUCUCCAAGGAGAAGAAGGAGAUCACGUGGAAGGGUCUGCCGGCGACGGCGAAGGAGGACGACAUGGAAGCCUUACGCGCGGAGAAGGCUCGGGCGCAGGCGAGCAUCGAGAAGAAGAACGCGUACCUUUUAGAGCUGGUGGAGCAGUACAAGUCGUACCAGGCUCUGCUGCAACGGAACGCGGCGAGAGCCGCCGCCGGCGUGGUGCCGAGCGGGAUCCAGCUGCCGUUCAUCCUGGUGCAGACGAAACCCAACGCGACGGUGGAGGUGGAGAUUUCCGAGGACCAGCAGAUUGUUCACUUUGACUUCAACUCGACGCCGUUCCAGAUACACGACGGGAAUUUUGUGCUGGCGCAGAUGAACCUCACAGAGAACUCGAUGGCGAACCUGAACCUGGAUGCGGAGGUCAAGGCCGAGCCGAUUAACGGCCACGGGCUGAACGGCGGGGACGACGCGCUGGUGGGCGAGUUGGUGGGUGGACCGAGCGCGCACGGGUCCCCCAAAGGGAAGGUCAAGGGGAAAGCUAAGGGGGAGGCGACGGAGCCUGAGGUGAAGAUCGAGGGCGGCCGCCGAGGGAAGAAAAAAUAG
Micromonas commoda is the source of this 1353-nucleotide messenger RNA. RefSeq lists its product with no specific name. Gene Ontology annotation, cellular component: nucleus; transcription regulator complex. The coding region runs from base 1 to 1353 and encodes 450 amino acids. The record is from RefSeq and is a predicted model, not a curated record. The transcript has 4 exons. Gene Ontology annotation, biological process: regulation of transcription by RNA polymerase II; regulation of cell cycle. Gene Ontology annotation, molecular function: DNA-binding transcription factor activity, RNA polymerase II-specific; RNA polymerase II transcription regulatory region sequence-specific DNA binding. NCBI's taxonomy places the organism in Eukaryota, Viridiplantae, Chlorophyta, Mamiellophyceae, Mamiellales, Mamiellaceae.